AUGGUAAUCUCGAUAUGGCUGACUUCGACUCCGUUUGCAUCAACGACUAGCGCUAGCACAAGCCUCCCUCUUAUCAUCAAGAGUCGCCACCCAUCGCUCACCCCUCUCUGCUACCACCUCCGUCUGGGCUUCACGCCGGCGGUUGAUUCCGAUGCCAAGUUUCGCCACUGCCUUUGUCUCUCUAGCGAACAGCCGCUUCUUCUUGAACUUCCAGUUGACUCUGCAACUCUUCAUUCGCGAACCUCGAAUUGGAGUUUCUGGCUCUCGGAAAUUCACUGUGAGGUUCUCUCCAAUUUUAGAUCUGAUUCAUACUCCUCAGCGCGUAACACGACCACUUCGACCGAGCUCAUUGUGGCCUUCGAAGCUGCGACAUCAGUAGGUGUCGGCAUUGGUGACGUUGUGCUCCUAAUGGCAGCCGUUGUUGGUGAUGAUUGCGAUGCCAUUUUAGCCGAAGAAAAGGCCUUGUUAUUGGUGAUUUGCUGCUCGGCGGUGAUGAUGUUUGGGAUGGCAGCCGUAUGA
This is a messenger RNA of Linum trigynum, 519 nucleotides long. The record is from the annotation of a GenBank genome assembly. Lineage: Eukaryota; Viridiplantae; Streptophyta; Magnoliopsida; Malpighiales; Linaceae.